AUGGUGGGCGUGAUUCUGGGAUCCAAGCGGCUCGGGAUCAACCCUGACAACGUGGCUACGCCGAUGGCCGCCAGUUUGGGAGACCUUUGGAGAUCAUCACGAAGAAGUAAAGACCAAAACGAAGCGGGAAAAGUCAAAACAAAAAUGGAUGUCAAAGAUGUGUCUGAGGAAAAUGACUGUUUCCCCGAGUCAACAUUGGAAAUAUACGAGACACAGUUUUUCGGCUACACGCCGCAGACAUUUAUGUUUCGGCUUUCCAGUGCCUUCAUGGAGUCUCUGUGCAACAUCUUGAGCGUAGUGGAGCGAGUAUGCGUACGACAACUGAAUAAAGGCAAAUCGGACGCGGCGAAAGAGGAGCAGCUACGCGUACAAGCCAGAAAGUGUAGCAGCAAACUGCAAGCGUUUGUUAGGGAGCGCUUCAAGCAGUUGUCGGAGCGGAUGGAGACUAUGAUCGUCAGCCGCUGUUUUGCCAUACCGCCUAAUGUCCUGCUGAAGGAGGACGAGCUUCACAAAAAUCAUCCUUCAAACACACAGGAGAUGCUCAGACUAGAGUCAUCUUUGGCGGAGCUCCGCAAGACUUAUAAGGCAGAAGUGUGUGCUCGACAUGCGCUGCAAUCUGAGCUUGAGGAGCAAGAGGCAGUACAGAAGCAGCUGGAUCGCUUCCUGGACUGGAUCGGAGUGCUCCAGGUUGCCCGUCUCAUGAGAGGAGUUGACAGCGUCCAGGAAAGUUCCCAACUGGUGAUGGCAUCAGUACAGAAAUUGCAGAAAAGCAUCUUGGAGGUGCGCAACAAGACACCUUGUACUCACUGA
This is a messenger RNA of Nerophis lumbriciformis (worm pipefish), 810 nucleotides long. Lineage: Eukaryota; Metazoa; Chordata; Actinopteri; Syngnathiformes; Syngnathidae. The record is from RefSeq and is a predicted model, not a curated record.